Molecule: messenger RNA, 162 nt
Organism: Diversispora eburnea
Lineage: Eukaryota; Fungi; Glomeromycota; Glomeromycetes; Diversisporales; Diversisporaceae
Source: the annotation of a GenBank genome assembly
GAAGAUUCUAGAAAAUAUCGCAAAUUUUUAACAGAUCGGGAAAGACUGGUCGGUGAAGAAUUAUUACGUUGUAGUAUAUUAGAAAGUGGUUUAAGUACUGUAUGGCUCGAUAAUCUUAUGGAAGAAUGGGAAAAAACAUAUAAUCAAUUCAAUUUAAUGUGA